UCUCCGAGUCCCAGCAUCACCGACAGCCCCGCGAUGCUGUCAUAACCAACACGUUUAUCGUUGACGACGCAGAGAGGGGCUGCCGUGUUUUCUGAAUGGUAACUGUGAUCGGGUUGCAUUGAUUCCGAAGCAGAAUACGGGCCUUAUGUAUGUAUGUGCGACCACCUUCGGAGACAUAACGGGCUGCUCGUUACAGGCUGAAGCCGUUUCUUCGAGGAUACGUGCGCGUCAUAUGUUAUAGGCUAUAGCUGAGGUCCAUGUGAAUACAUGCUUUUAGAUGUCGGGAGGCUUUCCGAGGGCAGUACUGAGCUAUAAAAGUGCGGCAGCGAUGUGCACGUCCGACGGCCACACGGAGCGAGCGCAGUGAGAGACCGUUUGUUCCACCGUAGUCUUUGACUUUUCAGCUGUCGGUCACAGGCAGGGUUCAGGCUCUCCGCUUCAGCUCCUCACUUGGUUCACCGCCUGGUUUUAUGCGACGUCAUGAGUUGAUCGCGCCUGACAGAUGUUGCUGUGUUGCAGAUGCACAGGCAUCGCUCCUCGCGUUCUUCUCACUGCUGUUUGAGCGUUGAUUAGGUUAAAUAAUAAUAAUAAUAAGAAGAAGCUGAUUAUAUUCUAAAUGUUAAGCCCUCGCUUUGCUCUCGGACAGCUCGCAGCGUUCAUUUAGUCUUCGUGAUUGCAUAAAAUGAUACCUGGAUCCGCCGCAUCAAUGCUACCGUCAGCAGAAGCCGCGAAACUGUACCAGACCAAUUACGUCCGCAACUCCCGUGUGAUCGGACUUCUGUGGGCCAUCUUCACUAUUCUGUUCGGUAUUGUUAACGUGACCAUCUUCUCGCAGCCCUAUUGGAUUGGAGAUGGCAUGGAUACGCCGCAGGUCGGCUACUUCGGCCUUUUUCAUUAUUGUAUUGGAGAUGGAGUCUCCAGAGACCUGACCUGCCAGGGUAGCUUCACUGAGUUCGCCGCUAUCCCCUCUGGUGCGUUCAAGGCCGCCUCCUUCUUCAUUGGAAUGUCUAUGAUGCUGGUCGUCACCUGCAUCGGCUGCUUCAGUCUCUUCUUCCUCCUCAGCACAUCCACCGUGUACAAGAUCUGUGGCUGGAUGCAAGCAGCAUCAGGUGUCUGUCUGGUGCUGGGUUGUAUGAUCUAUCCUGAUGGAUGGGACAGUGACGAGGUCCGGCGGAUGUGCGGAGAGCAGACUGACAAGUACAGCCUGGGCGCGUGCUCCGUUCGCUGGGCUUAUAUCUUGGCUAUCAUGGGCAUCCUGGACGCCCUCAUCCUCUCCUUCUUGGCUUUCGUCCUGGGGAACCGGCAGGACGGCCUCAUGACAGAGGAGCUGCUGGCUGAAAGCAAGGAUGGAGGGAAUGCCUAAUCAAAUCAAUAGGUUCCCAAAGAUCCACGUGUCUGUUUUCAUAAAGUACCAGUCGAUCAACAUCAGCUUAAAAAGGAGGGAGGCGGUCCGAGUGUGUGGUGGAAAGGAAUUCUGUUGAACCAGCCAGCCUGCCUUUUGCAACUACCUGCCAAAAAAACCCAAUGUAACCUACCUUUGAUGUUGUGCUCACCGUUGUGCUCACAGUCCUUACGUCAUCCCCAGCAUUUAGAUGGAGCCCAAAGCACUUCUAUCCUAAUGUGUCCGAGCCUUGCACAACAUUUCAUAGACCAUGGCAAGGGGCAGAGACUGUUAAUCUGUCGACAAGAGUAUGGACUACCCACUACCUACCUGCAAAGACACAGGGUUGACAUUGUACACUUGCAUUGUGAGCACAGACAAAACACAAACACACACACACUCACACACACACACACACACUACAACCAAUGUUCCCUCUAAUUUUUUC
Neolamprologus brichardi is the source of this 1829-nucleotide messenger RNA. RefSeq names its product LHFPL tetraspan subfamily member 3 protein-like. Gene Ontology annotation, biological process: sensory perception of sound. The record is from RefSeq and is a predicted model, not a curated record. Gene Ontology annotation, cellular component: plasma membrane. Lineage: Eukaryota; Metazoa; Chordata; Actinopteri; Cichliformes; Cichlidae.